Molecule: messenger RNA, 2312 nt
Organism: Momordica charantia (bitter melon)
Lineage: Eukaryota; Viridiplantae; Streptophyta; Magnoliopsida; Cucurbitales; Cucurbitaceae
Source: RefSeq, a predicted model, not a curated record
CUAAAUAAUUGAGAUUUCCCCCCAAAAAGGGCUCUCCACUCUCACGCCGGCAGCAAUACCGACGCCCCCCACCCCGGCGGCGUGCAGAUCCGGUGCAGCACCUGCGACUCGAAGCCACGAACGACCCACGACGAUCGGAGGUGAGAUCUGUAGUUGAUUCGUUGUUCGAUUAGAGGAAUGGGAGAUUUCUCAGGAAAGAUCAACAUUGAGGAGUUGUUAUCCUAUGGCAAUGAUCUGGUUGCACUCUUGAAGGACCAAAAGGACGUUCAAACCUUGAAUCAAUGUCUCGAACAUGUCAAGGCUCUUCAAUCUUUUUGCGAUGAUGAUUUCAGUAAUGUUCACAGUUCAGUUCAAGAUUAUGAGAAGAAAAUCGAGGCAUGCCGGCAGAAAACGGAGGAGGCGAAAGCGAGAACUGUUGCAGAUGCUGAAAUGGAUGUUCUCGAAGAGGAGCUCGAAGAGGAACUUAGGAAAGAACAUUUGCUCAUGGAGGAGAUUAGACUUGUCACCAGUGAGAUUAAUGAACUAGACUGCCAAAGGAUUUCUGUUCAAGAAAGGAAGCAGGCGAUGAAGAAACUUGAGCAACAAGAACUUAGAGCUCAGAGGAAGCUUUCAAUGUAUGCUUCGGUCACUGAUAUAAUUCCAAACAUGGAUGAUCAGUCUAAAAUUUCUGGCCAUAUUGUGGAUAGAAACAAAAGGGUGGUGCAGAAGUUCGAAUUGGACCCGACUAAGACAUCUGCUUUUGAUAUAUGCAAUAGCAUUUGGGAUAUGAUUAAUUCCCCUUAGUACCAGACAUCAAUUACAUUGUGAAUUAGCUUGUCAUAGCCUUCUUCUUCUUUCUUCAUUUCAUGCUAUUAAAAUAGGAUGUUUGUUUUGUUGUAUAUGUAUGUUUAAAGAACUAAUCUCUGAAGUACUGUGUCGUCUAUGAUAUCUUAUUGUAAAUCACAUCUCCUUGCUAAUUUUUGGAUCAAAGAACCCACCUUCUAGCAGUUGUUUUGUUUGUAUGCAUCUUCUGUACGAAACAAGACACCAUGACUUACUGAGUGAGUUAACUUUUACAAACUUUGCCCAUUAGUUUGGCUUUUAUUCUAUUUCUAUAUUGGAAGUAAGCAAUUCACUCUAACCCAUAAGUUCUUUAUGUUACUUGAUUAACAUAAGUUGCUGGAUGAGUUACUCUCUAGUCUGUAUUGUUGGCUUGACCUGCAGGCCAAGGGUACAGCAUUCCCAUGGUAAGGCUUGCAAAUAUAGGUUGCAAACAUUUUAUAAGGCUGCUUUCUUCACUCCUCACAUCCAUUAAUGGAUAUGUAUGGGAUAGACCAAAACAACCGGAAAUGUUUCAAAAAAAGUCAGGCAUACGGUGUACAAAAAGUUCACGCCCUUCUUUAUCACAAAACCCUUAUCACUUAGUUUUCGACUUUUCAGAAAUAUAUUAGCCAAUAAAUUAGUAGUAGAUAAGCAAUUUCGCCGGCAUACCGUUGUGUAAGCUGCAGUUUAUGUUGAAGUUUAUGAUUUGUGAGCCAUAAACGAAAUAUCUAGUUGCAUUGUCUUUCUAGUUGAAUUGUCUUUAUGUGAUGCAUAUAUUUACUUCAGUUGUUUGCAUCUCUUUACAUUAUAUUGCUUCUAACAAGGAGGCACAUACGGUUGCUAUUGGAGAUAAGGUGUCACAUGCUUUCUUCAACCUUUUAAAUUGAAGUGUUAAUAGUUCCUCUUAAGCUUUCUUGCAAAAUUCUAUGUUCCAUGAAUUUCAGCCCUUUGUAGUUUUAAAUCUUUUGUAUGACUGAUAUGAAGAGUAUGAGGCAUGUUUUGAUUAAGUCAAGAGUGCCCAUUAUGACAGCUUUAGUUUUUUGAUACAACAAUUUAUAUCUAAUCCUAAUGGUUGUUAAAAAUGAUUAGAUCAUAUAAUCAUGGGUUGUAAAAAUACAUUACUAUGAUGGGAUGUCGUUGUAUCGAACUCUUGUUCUAAUUGAUGAUAUUGUAUGUUAUUGAUAGUAGUGAUUGGUGCCAUAAAUGAUACUCAUAUGUAGAACUAGUAGCGAAGGAACAAGUAUUGUUCAGAAUAUAAUUUGGACAGAGAAAAUCAAAAAAAUUCACCACUGAGCAGGGCAGACAAGAUCCAGCCAUCUAUCAGAUUCGGUUUCCACAAGUUUCAUAAACCCUUCGGAAUAUCAGGUACUGGCGGUCGUCGAGCAAUAUAGCCCUGCAAGCAUCUGGUGCAGGACUGCCUUUGUAAGCCUUGCAGAUGUAGGCCAUGAAGUUUAGGUAGUCCUGGUUCAACAAAAAAAAAAAAAAACAGCUUCAUUUUAGAGAAUCACAGG